AUGUCUGGCAGUGUGGAUGUCGUCCCAUACAAUGGCAUCACAGGUGUAGCCGACCCUGGAUAUUCCACGGGUGAGAGCAACCUGAACGUGUUCUACGAGAGUGGUGACUUUGCCUGGAUCCUCUCAUCAUCGGCACUCGUGCUUCUCAUGAUACCGGGCGUCGGCUUCUUCUACUCGGGACUUGCUCGACGCAAGUCCGCCCUCUCGCUCAUCAUGCUAUCCAUGUUGUCGGUCGCAGUGGUGUCUUUCCAGUGGUUCUUCUGGGGCUACAGCUUGGCCUUUUCGCACACCGGCAGCGCGUUCAUCGGAGACCUGAGUAACUUUGGAUUAAUGAAGACGCUCGCUCAGCCUUCCGUAGCAACCCCUAAGCUCCCUGAUCUUAUGUUCUGCCUGUUCCAGGGCAUGUUCGCUGCCAUUACUCCUGCCCUCGCUAUUGGUGCGGCUGUUGAUCGUGCGCGCAUCCUACCUUGCAUCGUCUUCAUUUUCGUCUGGUCUACGAUUGUAUACGACCCUAUCGCCUCUUGGACCUGGAACCCGAACGGAUGGUCGUUCAAGCUCGGCGGUCUCGACUUCGCUGGUGGCACACCAGUGCACAUCUCUUCUGGCGCUGCAGCUCUCGCUUUCUCCAUCAUGCUAGGCAAGCGCACCGGAUACGCCAAGUCUGCAGGUCUUCCAUACCGACCUCACAAUGUAACGCACAUCGUGCUCGGCACCGUUUUCCUCUGGGUCGGAUGGUUCGGCUUUAACGGUGGCUCUGCCCUCGCGUCCAAUCUUCGUGCCAUCAUGGCCUGCAUUGUCACCCACAUUGCCGCUUCCGUCGGAGCUAUAACCUGGACCCUCCUUGACUACCGUCUCGAGAAGAAGUGGUCCGUCGUCGGUUUUUGCUCAGGCGCCAUCUCCGGCCUCGUGGCUAUCACACCAGCCUCUGGUUUUGUUGCCCCUUGGGCCGCCGUCAUUUUCGGCGUCGUCGGUGGAAUCGGCUGCAACAUCGCCACGAAAGUCAAGUUCCUCAUUGGCGCUGAUGAUGCCCUUGAUAUCUUCGCAGUGCACGGUAUCGGUGGUAUCAUUGGAAACCUACUCACUGGGCUUUUUGCCGCUGACUACAUAGCAGCGCUCGAUGGGUUCUCCGUCAUCCCCGGUGGCUGGAUCAACCACAACUACAUCCAACUCGCUUACCAGCUCGCCGAUUCAGUUGCUGGUUUCUCGUACUCGUUCGUCCUGACCUGCGUCAUUCUAUUCUUGAUGAACUUGAUUCCUGGCCUGAGCCUCCGCGUCAAGCCUGAGGAGGAGGACAUCGGCAUCGAUGACAUUCAGCUCGGCGAGUUCGCGUACGACUACGUCGAGCUGCAGCGACACACCAGUGACAUCAUGACUUCGCAUAGCGAGAACGAGCGUACCGGCUCUUCGAAGGGCAGUGUCCCGGAGAAGACUCCCGAAACCAUGGUCUAAUUCCACAACCACGGACGAGUAGAAAAUGUUUUUUGAUGUUGUUCGAUCUUCUCGGCGUGAAGAUUAGAGGAUAUACCACUUGUUUUUUUGUUGCGGGCAAUGCCCCAAAGUGUCAAUAUAAAUCUCGCAUAAUACCUGUAGUCAAUUAUACCAAACCCUGAACAAAGUUGCAGUUAGACAGACACACACAAUCAUUUGAUCACACCAUCCAUGCUGCUUGCCUCUCGUGAAUCAUAACGACCUACCUACGACGAGAGUAGCUUAGCUUGUGUCACAUCCAAGUUCAUCAGCUCGAGCAAUGUCCUCACUCUUCAACCGAGUCGCAGUAGCAACCACUCCGUCUCAGACAUGAUUGCCCUGCCACAUGGAAGUGAAACCAGAUCUCAUGCGCAUGCCAGACAGGCGAGCGAGACUGAGGAAUUGAUUCAAUCGUCAAGGCAACCAUCAUCUGUGCUAAUGGCGCAAACCAGAGCAACGCACUUGACACUGGAGACAACAGCGACGGCGCGACGAUGGGCGAUGAUACCCGACAACGACACGAAACAAAAUAAUUCAGAGAAGAUGAGAUGUAGUCGGACAGAGGACUAGGCAAGUACCUAAAACGGUUGAGGCUCUUUCCCAAGCGCGUU
This is a messenger RNA of Xylaria bambusicola, 2078 nucleotides long. RefSeq names its product ammonium transporter. The transcript is spliced from 4 exons. Lineage: Eukaryota; Fungi; Ascomycota; Sordariomycetes; Xylariales; Xylariaceae. The record is from RefSeq and is a predicted model, not a curated record. Gene Ontology annotation, biological process: ammonium transmembrane transport. Gene Ontology annotation, cellular component: plasma membrane. Gene Ontology annotation, molecular function: ammonium channel activity. Bases 1 to 1449 code for a protein of 482 amino acids.